Molecule: messenger RNA, 540 nt
Organism: Lactuca sativa (garden lettuce)
Lineage: Eukaryota; Viridiplantae; Streptophyta; Magnoliopsida; Asterales; Asteraceae
Source: RefSeq, a predicted model, not a curated record
AUGCCCUUAUGCAAACACCACUCACCACCACCCAACAUUAUGACCACCACCCAACAUCGCCACUCGCCUCCAUCACCUGUCACCACCACCCAUCACCACCCUCAUCGCCCACCACCAUCAUUAUCACUACCGACCACCACCACCACCACCAACCAUCAUCCUCAUCCACUAGCCCCCAAAACCAUCACCCAAUACCAUGCAUCACCACCACCCCUACCAACCACCACCCACCCAUCUCCACCACCCAUCACUAUCGCCCAUACACCACCCACCAUUAUGACCACCACCCCACCCACCCCCCACCACCACCCGCCUCCACUACCCAUCACCGCCACUCGCCACAACCACCCUCACCCACCACCCACCAAGACCACCACCACCUACCACAAUCACCAUCGACCGAAUAACACCACCACCUACCACAAUCACCAUCGACCGAAUAACACCACCACCUACCUCCACCACCCCAUCCAUCACCCACCAAAACCAUCAUACACCACCACCACACACCCAUCACCAUCCAUCACCACCACCCAUUAA